This is a messenger RNA of Xyrichtys novacula (pearly razorfish), 25093 nucleotides long. The record is from the annotation of a GenBank genome assembly. NCBI's taxonomy places the organism in Eukaryota, Metazoa, Chordata, Actinopteri, Labriformes, Labridae.
AUGGAAGGGAAUAUUCCAUGGAUUAUUUUGUCGUUUUUAUUGUUUAUGAACAUCUGCGAAGGUAAGAUCAGUCAGUAAAUUUUGUUAAAUGCUUUUUUGCAAACUUUUGAGUCCUUGUGAAGCUGGACAUGUCUGGACAGCGCAUCCGACGAACGGUUCCCAAUAGCCUUAAUAUGGGGAUAUUAGACUCCAGUCUACUGAUGAACAGUGAUUUAUUUUAAUCAUUUGUGUUUUACUCCUGUUUUCAUUUAUUUAAGUGAGAGAAGACAUGUUAUCUAUUUACUUUUCUGAAGUAAUUACUGGAGCAUUUAAGAUAAGCUGUAAUGAUAAAAUGAAACCUUAACUACCAGAGACCUUUUUUCAGAAAUCACAUGGCAAAACCACACGCACAGAUAAGUUUUCGUGAAGAUAUCAAGCUCUUUCUGCUCUGUGAAGAAACUGUAUGUUUAAUAGCUGAUCUUUCUACAAUAGUCGGUUUUCUUUUGUUGGAGACAUGGCUGCAGACAGUUAACUCCAAGUGCUGCAGGAGCGCAUGUAACAUCCACACAUCCUUCAAACUUUGUUUAAGGAACAUAGCCUUUUUGCAGUGAUUUUUUAACAUAAAUUCUCUCUUAUAUGUAAACAUUGUGUGUGGAGUUAAGAGUUAACAUGUAAGGGUUUAAGUAGAGAGUGAUGGGCCGAGGUAAUCCCCCUCCCCUUCCAAACAAAGACCUUUAAACAACUGAAUACUCUUCCCUGAGAGACGUUAAGCAAUGCCCCUCAAAUGGCCCACUAUAGCUUACAUUAGUAUCAGGAAGAGUGUUUUCUUCCCAGCAGAUAUAAACAUAGUUUGUCAACAGGUAGGUUUAUCUGUCAAGGAAGCUGAGAAAUGAAGAGCAACAGCAAAUCAUGCGGGUGUGUCUUUGGGCUACAAGUGGCAAAGGGCUGCAGUCCUGAGAGACAUGCCUGAAUGAGUUUACUUUUGUUUAAUGUGGUCAUGAUUUUCUGCUGAGAGCACAGUGAUAAAGACCCAAACAGGAAGAGAAUUACUGAGAUUUCUAAGGAGUUUUUCAGUUGUUUUGGUUUCUAACUGUUUUCCCCAUUUCCACAGGAUUCCGUUGCUUGGAUAAAUACAGACCUUGUGAAAAUGGAGGGACAUGCUUAGACUCACCAUCUCGAUGCAUGUAAGUUUAACUCAUUGAAAGAUGUACCUGAGUUUCCUUUCAGCAAGAGCUUUGUCCUGCCUCAGUGAGAGCAUUCAACCAAAAACACAUGUACAUGUGAAAUUUAGUUAAGAGGUUUGUUAAUUAAAUCAUACAGGCAAUAUAUUGGUUCAGGGGAAAAUAGAUUUCCACUCUGUUGCAUAGAUAUUACCUGAAAUGACACACUCUCUUUGUAUCUUGUUGACUUGCAAUUUACAAUACUCACUGCAAAGUGUUGAAAGACAGGAGAAAUUGACUCAGGCUUGUGCAGAUGAGAAUCAACGAGCCACAACUUGUUUGGCUGCUACAUCAUCUCUUGCACCUGUUAAAGAGCUUUGUCAGACAUUAAUCACUGCAUCUCGCUGCACAUUGCAUCAGUACUUCACUGUUUCACGGUUGUUAUUCCUUUUUUUGUAAAGUGACAGAAGUUGAUGUAAAGGCUUCUUCUUUUUUUGAUGAAUUGUCUUCAUUUCCUGUCUGCCCUGGGCACGUUUGAGGUCUCGAAUCUUCUGACAGUGAUGAGGCUUUUGUUUUUCAAAUCUUGGCGGGGGGUUUGUGUGGGCUCCCAUUACAAUGGUCAACUCAAAUAGCCUACAGUGUCUUGCCCUGGGGUCAUUUGUCCUUUUAAAAACCCUUCAGCUAAGGGAGACAUGCCUUAGUGUUUCAGCUGGAGGAGAUACAGUCAUUCGUGGAACAAAAAGACUCUGGUUGCCAGCUGCUUCCCUCCAAAACUGGGAAUUUAUUAUUUUAUUGGAGUUGUUUGCAGUUUACAAUGCUGCAUGGGUCAAAGCUGGGCCAACACUAUGAAUGACCUUUCAGUAGCAAUGCAUGUCUGUGAUUUUUUUAUAUUUCACGUAAAAGUAAUAGCAUUGUUCUCUGGAGUUAUAGUAGCAGUUGCAUAUUAGCAAAUGUGUAACUAUGCUGCAUGUUGGACAAGUAACUACCGCCCACAUUUUUUCAAUCAUUAGCUUAAGCCAUGGAGCUAGUAAAUGUAUAAUUCUGGCAACCAGAUUUUUUUCAGCAUAUCCAUUUUUUUCUGCCAAGCAAAUCAUUUAUUUUCAUCCCACACAAAAACCGUACUUGUCUGAUAGCAGUGAACACUAACACAAAACCCUCAGAACUCAGCCUGGUUAUCUGUUGUCAUCACAUCAGUGUAGCUGUGCCAUACUAAGAAACCUUGUUAAUUCGCCUUUUGUGCUCCUUUGUGUUGUGUACAUGUAUGUGGACAUGUGUUAGGGGUGUAAAGGUUGGGCACGUGUUAUCUGGUCUAGUGCCAAGAAAAGGAAGCAGUUAAAGUGCAGAGAGAAAGGCCUGCUAAUGGAAGGGGACAUCAAAUGUCAUACCACACAGUGUAGAAAGAGUCCCAUAGCAGGGCAAAGCAGUGAAGCGGAGCGUGGCCACAUGAGAGUGGUCAGAUCAGUCGUAGACAGAGGUGAGUGGUGGAGCCUCCCCACCCCUUCCCCUGGGAUCGUACAGAAACAGGAGAUCCAAAACAGUAGAAAAGAUCCUUUCUUCUACCAGAUACCUGCCUGUAACCUGGCACCACCAGAACGGGCUGUGGAGAGGGAAAGAAGAAAGGCCACAGCAAUGCGAGGCCAAUACAGAGUUGAGAGACUGGGACAAAAUGCAGAUACAGAUACAUGUUUUGGCAUUUGAAAGGAAUUUGGAGAACCAGUAGAAAACAACCUUGCUUGAAAUGACCACUGUUCCACUGAAAUACACACAUUGUUCUGUGUGAAGAAUGUUCCUCUAUUCCUGCCUGUCCAACCACAGUGUUAUUUCAUUUUCUCUUCCAGCAAAGACCUUCUCAAGUAACAUUAAGACUGUGGCAGCUAUGGCAGCUACUAUUGUUACUGUCCCAAAUACCAGUAUAUCCUCUAUCAUGUUGGCAAACACAGCUUUGUAACCACAGUAUAGCUUUGACGUGUAAGAAAUCUCAAAUAUUGGGACUUAUAGAAGUAUGUGCCGCUCACAUACGCUUAACAACCUGAACAAAACAGUAUCUUAGCACUCACAUAAGCUGAUUUCAACUCUGCCAACACUGAAGUGACCUCAACAAAAUCUGAGAUAACUUGGUGUGACUACAGCUGCAGGAGUCUUGUCUGGGAAAAGAAGUGUAGUUUACACCUUGAACCAGUUUUCUGUUUUGAGUGGAUGUGAUUCAAGCCAAAUGUCAUAAAUAUGAGGCACAGUAGCUAAAAUGAAUUCAAUAAUGGUGAUUUCUGCUGCCAUGAAAAUGUUCCGUACCAUGCUUUUGGUUUAAAUCAAACAGACAUGUCAUGUAACUGGAGUGACUUAUACCAAACCAAUAUUAGUUGCACAUACUGGAGUGUAAAGAAAGGUUAAAACUCUGCUGACUAGAGUGUUGAACUUGACAGUGAAGGCUGGAUCGUGUCUCAGGGAAAGGGGCUUUUUAGGUGAGCAGUCAGGAAGUCCAGCUGAAGAGUCUUUGGCCCCACAACUCCACCCUGUUAACAGAGGGCUGCCGAGAGAGGGCCACAGUGGCGUCGCUGGAGGAGAGAUAAUUAGGCAGAUUGAGAGGAUGUCAUUCAGAGAAGAUCCAGCUGGAGGGAUCGGACUGGGGGUUGGGAGCGGGUACGGAGGCUGGAAAGUGGGGAGGGGGGCUGCGUAGAGGACAGCUGGUGGAUGUUGUGAUGGUAAUCCAGUGAAGUCAGAUCUUGACAAAGGGGAAAGCAUAGGGCCAGGUGCUGCCAUUGAGCAGUCAGCCGCCCCCAUACUGUGAGAGACAAGCUUGUGGAGGAAUGAAGCUGGUAGCUGCUCACAGUCCCUCUAGCACAUGUUGCUUCUCUCACUGCAGCGUCAAACAGGUCCAGUCUUUCCCUCACUGCGUGUCGUGUCAGCUCUGGCAGCUCAUCCUCAGUCUCUGUCUCUCAACACAGUGGUAGAUCCUAGAUUAUGACCGACCCCUUCCUCUGAGAUCCUUUAAGCUGAACAGAAAUCAAAACUGGAAUACUUUGCUGUUUAAUGCCAAAAGGGGGGAAAUUUAAUAAAUACUUUGCGCUGGAUCUACCACUAAAUCAUGAAUGUUUUGCAGCUCCUCGUCUCUUAAAAACAUGAAGGAAAGGGACAAAAUUGAACACGGCAGACUGGCGAGUGAAGAUCCAUGAAGGUUUAUUGUUUUAAUCUCUUUGUGUCUGCAGACUGAGUGAAAGUUUUAGAAAACAGCAAGAUUUCAAAGUAUUUUAGUACAAAAAGUAAGUUUUUUAAUCCCUAAAUGUAAGAAUUCACUCGUCCAAACCAAACUUUUGAAAUGGGAAAUGCAGCACCAAUGAAAUAAAUAGACAAAAUCAAAUGAAAACUGCAUUUUGUCAGAAAACACUUCACAAAGGACUGGAAAUAUGCCAGUGCACAUAUUUACUGGCAGACCAUAGCAAAGAGACAGAUUAUAUUGUUGUCUUAGUUCAGAGCACCUCAGGGCUAGUGUUUUCUUUGGCAUCUUUAUGGUGGAUUAGAGAGGAAUGCUUAGUAAGAUUCCUCCUGUCCCUCUGGUGCUUUCAGGUUAUUGUCCGCACCUCCCAUCCAUUCACCCUGGUAGCCCCCUUAGGAAUGCCUUUAACAACACUGUCAGCCGUGUCUCAUUGAAAAUGGGAUGCCAGGAAUGACUUGUUUGAUUUGCAAUUAGUUACUUUGCAAUUUUGUGAGGCCUCAUACGGGCCUUAUCACUCAUGCUCUCCUGACAGGCAGCUUAACCCUUUGCUACGUCAUUACUGAUCUAUUGCAGACAAGUUACUUUAAAAUGACUCGAUGAAAGAAAUCCAUGAGAGGGUGGACACUAUCUGACCCAUAGCUUGCAUCAUCAUCAUCAUAGGGGGUAGUUUGGGUUUGUUGUCCCUUCGUCUUUGUGGGUCAUGAGUGGAAACUGGGAGCUAUGGUUCCCAGGCUCCAUUGCAGGAAGUGGUGCCUUCUGACCUUGCUGCUACGCACAUCCUGUCUUAUCGGAGAAGCUUAAAAAGCUUACUCAGCCUGCCCUUGCCUCCACGUUCCCCAAUUUCCCCAAUUUUCUCCUCAUUUUGUUUUAUACUCCAUUGACAUCAUGUGGCUGUAAUUGUUAUGCUGUUUUUGUCUACGACUUUAUGUUAGACUCAAAAAAAAAAAAAAAGACCCCAAAGCCAGAAAAUUACCAUGGGGGUUGUGUAUUGAUAUCCCUCUUGAGGCCAGUGUCUUUCUGAACCCGGUGCUUAUGUAGGGAUUAGCUUGUCUGUGAUGUCUCAUCCCCUGAAAGUUGUUCUUAUUCUAACAUGAUGACUUCUGAAGAGACUUUGAGGCAGGAUUGUAAUAAAUCAGGUCUGCCAGCUAAGUUUCCCUUGUCUCUUCCUCUCUUUUGGAAGAGGAAGGGAUGGGUCCAUAAUUAAAUGAUUCAGGAAAAGACAUUCACUUUUCCACUCGGCACACUUUCCAUAGACAUCUGGCCCAUGCAGCAUUAAACAAGAACACCAAAUAAAAAUCUAAAACCUUUUCAUUUUAGUUUUCCUUAACACCUCUUUUACUGAGUUGAGAUGAUAGACAAACUUCUUCCUGUUUGACUGAGCUCAUCUUGUUUUAACCAAUUUCAUUAACUUAGGGUUUUCAGGAUGUACAAGUAAGGAAAGUCUCGGCCAAUCGAGAACAGUUUCUGUUAAUAUCAAGUUUCUUCAUCAGAUGUUGUUUAUUUUAGACUGACUGAAUGGUUCUGUGCAAACAGUCUGACUAAUAAAUACCGACACAGGCUGAAGAUCUGAAACAUAUUGUUUGUAUAAUUAAGGCAAACUUGAGACAAUGCCACGGACAAAGCCAUUGCAUUUGAUCUGACAUAUUAUACUAAGUAUGACGUCUUUUUAAUUCCAGUUUCAAAGUGAAAGGGAAUCUGUUUCAGUUUAGGUGGUUGGGUGGGGUUUUUGUGGUGAAGUUCAGUGGAGAAUUCUUUGAAAGACCCCGUCUUGGGAUUCAUGCAAUGCGGUUAUGGGCAAAUGUGUUGCUAUUUAAAAAAUGUCAAGCAGUAUUCUGCCACAUUUCUGUUGAGACUUGGAGCAAAUUUACAUUGUUGGUUUGAUCUAAAAGUGGUAAAACUUCAGCUGUUUUUAAAGCAGCUGCUUCACAACAAGAGUCUUUUCUUUCUCUUGGCGUAUCCCUCUAAAUUCUUGAUUUAUGUUGUCAAAGGAUAUAAAUCUAAGCAUUGUAGGUGAGAAGAAUGCAAGGACAGUCCUGUGAGUUUUCCUCUCAGUUGUUAUGCUGUUUUCCUUAAGAGAAAGUUAAAUCUUCUUUUAUUCACAUCUGAGGUUCAUGCUGGGGGGGUCUCCAUUUCAACACCUCAUUCUUUGUCUUGGUACCUCUACUAGCCGCAGCAUAUUUUGGACCUGAAACUUCACCCAUGAUCUGACUCCAUCAGAACCAGACUGAACUGGACAAGACACUUAGUUCUACCUGCAGAUACAGACAGCUCAGUCCCCCAAAGAGCAACUGUCCUUAUGAAACCCUGUCCCCCAACACCCCUUUUUUUCCCAGUCUAGCUCUCCCUCACCAUGGGUUACUGUUGCCAGGCUACAGCCCAGGCCUGUUCGUCCGUGUAAGCCUAGGCCUGAAAGACUAGCUGUUUGGGUCACUGCUCCCCCCCAACACUUUCAUACAAAGGAGUUCUGACUACUUUAGCUCUUUUAUUUGGGCCACAAAACGCUCCCCAACCCCCAAUCUGGCUCUUUGCUGAGAAAGGGAGAGCCAAGCUGAGGAGAGCAGAGCAGAGGAGGCUGUUUGAAGGAGGGGGAUGUGGAUGGGCUCCGGUUGGCAGUAUGGUGUCAGUAUGGACUCACAUAAAGGAGUAGAGCUGAUGCCUGCUUGCUUUUGGAAGGAGGAGUGGAGAGGAAGGGGCAGUGUUGUAAGACGUUUCCCACAGACUAAUUUCUUUCUCAUAACCCCAGGUUCAAAGGAUUUCAUAAAUCUUUUAUUUGUUCUUGUCAUGCAACAUAGAACUUAAAAUCUCGCCCCAAGUCAAAUCAUUGUUUUCUCGAUAUUGUUGCUCUUCCUCGCCAUUUGUCUCAGGAGAUUCCCUCUGCGAUAGGAGGAACCCCUUAAUAUGUGUUGCUCUGUGGAGCAUGACUGCGUGUAUGAACCGUGUCAGAGAUUACAGCCUCUUUGUUCACAGGUGAGCCACCCUUUGACCUCUGGCAGAGUAGCUGCUAUUGUGUGGGAAAGGAUGAGCUCAGGUUACCCUGCUUCAGUGACCCAGAAAGCAGGAAAACUGGAGUUGUGUUACAAAAGUACAGGUGACAGAAGCCACUUAAAGCAAAUGGUUUUGGGCAAAGGAUCCUCAGACCUGUUGCUGAAAAAUGGAGAAUCACAGCAGCGCAGAAGUAGAGUAACAUUUUAGAUAAUAAAAGACCUUUUCUUUCUUUUUUUUCCUUGAAAAUGUGUAUUGACUUCUUUCUCUGUUUUGCUUCUUUAUAAUUUUCUCUCUGGAUCUUGUCUUUCAUGCAUUCACAAUACUCUCCCUCCUCAGAGGCUGAGACUGGUCGUAAGUUUCUAUUUCAUGUGUGUUUUGGCUUGGCGUGUCCGCUGCAUGCUUUUACGUUGUAUCAGUGGUGCCUUUUUUGUACUGAUCUUUUAAGUAAAAAAGGAACUUUAAGUGCAUGUGUUUGUGAAGUAUGAUCACAUGUCUUGAGUGCUGUGAAAUGGCUUGAACGUGUGAGUGCAUGUGUUGGUUACUGGGUUUGUCCCAAAGGAGGAAUAGCACAGUUGUUUGGGCUUAAAGUCCGUCAGAAGAAGAGGUUUGCCGGACAUCCAGAAGGGGCACUGACAGAUGUGAACAGAUGCAUGGUGCAGAGGCUGCAGCUGGCAGAAGUCGUCAUAUGUGUUGACACAAAGAGAUUACCCUCUUUUGCCAUCCCUCCGCUGCACUCAAAGACCUCCUCCUCAUCUGCUGCACCCUCUUCCUCCAGGGUCAAAAGUCAGCACUCACUAAAUAUGACUCAGGGGCCCAUUGCACAACAGCAGACUGCACCUGCCCUUCACGUCCUUCACUAAAAAGGCUGGGCCCAAUGACGGCACAGUUCCUGCUAUGCUUUUUUUUUUUUUCACAAACAGCAGAAUCCACAAGGUUGUAAAGAGCCUGAUAAGGAAACUCUUGGCUUGACAAAGACAAAUAUGCAAGUCUCUCACUUGUCUGCUCUGAUAGCACUCACAUUUUGCGUGUUAUGGGAGUUGCAAUUUGGCCAUGGGUCAGGUCUAGACAAAAGAAUGUGUUUGGGCUGCUUAGUUCAGGGUGCAUUUAUAAGGAAGGACGAAUUAUCAGACAUACUUGCGUCAUUCUAAGUCACCAACAUGCACAUGCUCACAUUUAUACAAACAAAAAAGACACACAAAGAACUGCACUUUGUUCCCACUCUUCUCAACUUCAUGUAAUGCUAAAUGUUUGGGCCCCUUUAAUGCAUAUACGCAUUCACUCUGCCAAACAAUACUUUGUAAAAGACAUUAAUAGCUAUACUCCAAAUCCACAGAAGGUAACAAUCAUUACUGAAAUACAACUCUGUGUUUGGACUGAGGCUGUCUGGCUUUCAACGCCUAUCAAAUGCCCACAGCAGAGUUGUCCAAUAAGGAUUUCACUGCCAGCAUGUGUGUUGUUUUCAGCUCUAUAAGCAACUUUCUCUCUGUGUGUCUUUUCACGGCGGUCUGUGUGCCACAUUAGUGUUUAAUUUUUUAGUGGCACCCUAGAUUCCAGACAUAGUUAAUUUGCCUCUAAAUAAACCCAGCCAAGCCAUGACAAAUAGCCAUGGGGACCAAGGGUGGGGGUUGGGGAAGGGUGAUUGGUUGGGUGUUAGGCUUGCUUGUUCAUCUGUGAGGUUGCCAGGGUAACUCUCAGAACGUGCUCUCUGAGUGAGUGUAGUGUUUUUAGAGCAUGGGACGAGGGAUUACAGGAAAUAUGACAUGACAGUAUUUAUGGACAAGAGCUCUCAAUUCUCUUUUUCGCUGUACUCUGAACAAAUUCUACCUUCCAAAGACAUUCCCUCCUGCAGAGCGGCCCCACCCAACUCCCUGCAGCCUGAGUGACAUUAUCAUCACAAUUAGACGGGGGACCUCUGACAUCUGACCUCUCAGCGCUUGAGUGGAGGGGGAGGUUGUGCGGGGGAAAAGCAAAGCUACCGUUCGGGGGCUUUAAGAGGAUGUAGUAUAGCUGUAAAAACUGUGCAAACUCUUCUUUUACAGUGCUGAUUCACUCUGACUUUGUGACCAAGUUGUAGAUUCACUGUGAGAUUGAAGAUAGUUUACUGUUUAUGUGCCUUUUACCGUCUUCAAACACAAUUUUGUCCCUUUGUGACUGGCUCUUUCCUUUUUGGCCCUGUGGCUUCUCCAUUUCACUGUUGUCUUUUCAAAUUUAGACAAAGGCUAGGCAUUGGACAUUUUUUGGUUUUAAUAUUUAUGUUUUGGUUUUUGGUUUAUCUAGUUCAGAUUUCACACCACUGUCAAAAUUUAUAAACUUUUUCCCCUGCUGCAUGGAGGACACCAACAUAUACUGAACAUUAAAAGACAAUUUAAGACUUCAAUGAUUUUACAACUAUGUAAAAAAAUAAUGUUUAAAUAUUUUACUAGCCAUUUAAGUUAUCACCCGACCCUUUUUUCUUUAUUCAUAGCAGAACAGUUAGCAAAAGCACUAAUAAUAUCCAAAAACAUGGUAAAAAAAAGGAAUGAAGUAUUGCCAGUGUUGUUCCCUUAAAAAUGUGAAAUAAAACAGAGAUCAAAAGCCUCUUACUAAUACUGCCCUGGGGUUCCUCUCCAAUGAGAAAGACAGUGCCCAAGGGCAGGCCAAACCCAGUCAUCACCGCCCUGUCAUCAGCAUCAAACAGCCUGUUUGAAGCGGGGGCUUUUCUCCAUUGUGGGUGUAAAGUUACCAGUUCAUACUGGACUCCUUUGGUGAGUUCAAACUUAGUGAAAACUCUGAUAAGAGAUCUGUAUAUAUUUAUGUCAUAAUGAAGCAGGUUAGAUCUGUGUAAGCAUAAGAGUUUCACAGUAUUUUGCAUUCAGGUGUUGUGUAUAGGUCACCUAUGUUUUGGCUAUGCUCAAGGUACAUUGUGUUUUUUGUACUCUGCUAUUCAUUCUCAAUUAAUUAUGUGCAGCUAUGAUAAGCACUUUAAAAAUUCUUCUGCUUGUAGGUAAGACGUAAAACCAAAAAAAACAACAACAACAAAAAUGUGCAUCUGUAUACUAAGUUUUCCAUCAUGACAACCAGCUGUGUACAAUGUACAUCGACUAGGAAGGAGACGGAUGCGUUUUUUAUGUUUCAGCUCCACAGCUGCUUCUCCCAUUUGGUUGAUGUGUGCUGUGUGUACUCCUCACUUUUCUCAUGUCAGUAUUUGUUGGCGGUUUUUAAUUUUUCCAGACUGCUGGUUUUGGGUGUGUUCUUUCUCAUAUAUGAGAAGAGAAACAAGAGCUGAGGUGUGGAAAAACUGAAACAGUCUAGGAAUGUUAGCUGACAUGGAUUAAGUUUGGCUUUUUAUUUGGAAAUAACCGAGUGUGUUUUUUUUGUGAUUUCAGUAGGACAAACAGAAAUGACUUCCAUCCAUCUUUAUAUCCGAAAUCUGCUUUUUAGAGUGUGUGCGUGUGUGUGCCUCAUUCUAUAAACAGUGUAUUGCAUGAUUAAUGCUUGUGGGGUAAAUUGUGUAAGGACAAAUUCAGUCCAGGGCCCAAAAGUAUUUCUCAUGCCAAGGUAUGAGUAAGGCAGGGGGGCCUUGCCAAAGUGUCAUUGGGCCCUGACUGCAAAUCACAAACAUGAUGGGAAAGGGCUGUUCUGGUUUGUCACAGCUCUGUCUUAAAUUUGGUACCGCUAACUGUUUGGACCUAAAGACAUCCUAAUUUGUCUGUGUGUGCCUUUGCACACAUUUCUUCUGCAGAUGUCGCCCUGGAUUCAUUGGCCCCCUUUGUCAGCAACUGGAUCCCUGUCAUCGAUCCCCUUGUCUGAACGGAGCAGCUUGCAAGAGCCAAGUGGUCAAUGGAGUCCCCCAGUAUACCUGUGUAUGCCAGAGAGGAUUCAGAGGUACCUAUUUCACAAUCAUUAAAAGAUCAGAUCUGAAAGGAAGAAAGUUCUGACAUUGAUUUAAUACUAUUCACUUUCAAUCCCUAGGCCAAGACUGCUCCCUCAUUGAUGCCUGUGCCACAAGCCCAUGUGCCAAUGGAGCACGUUGUGCCAAUUGGAAUAACCACUACAACUGUUCCUGCCCACCUGGCUUCCAGGGAAAGAACUGCCGUAAUGACAUUGAUGAGUGCCGCAAGCCUGGCGUGUGCCUUAAUGGUGGUCUCUGCAUUAAUAAUCAUGGGUCCUUCCGCUGCCAGUGCCAACCUGGAUACAGUGGGCGCACGUGUGAGGUGUCCACUCUCCCCUGUGCCCCAUCUCAGUGCCUUAAUGGGGGAACCUGUCGACAGACCAGCGACCAUUCCUACGAGUGUGCUUGCCUUCCAGGUAUGUUUGCUCACUAUCAGCAUAACAGAGCAUGUGUGGGCACGGGCAUAAUUCUUCAGGGUCAAAGGGCAGAACCUGCUACUUUCCCAGGCCCCAGCACAUGCUUCAGAAAGACAGAUUUCCCAGUUGAUGACGUAGUUGUUAGGGCUGUAGUUCGGAUUUACUCCUUUCUCCCAGGUCAGCUUGCUGUCUGCUAUUAAUAGCUACUGUUGGGAGAUGGGAUGGUGGGAGAGUUGUAGAGGCGGCCUGCCGGCACUCUGGUCCACUCUGUUCACAACAGAAGGAAUUUAGUUUAUGGGCUUUCUGGUUUCCCACUGGGGAACUGACAGGAAAUAUCUCUUGCCAGAGAGGAAGUCAUUGAAACUGUGAGAGAUUAUAAAACAAGCAAACACUGUGGGGAGUGUGGACCUCUGGAGCAGGCAGGAGUCAUGACUGUUGCUGGCAUCGUGUGGGAACCGUCACAUGAAGAUGUAAACAAUCAGACACCCUCUGAACCUUUUUACUGCCCACAUUGCCUUGCACCUCCUCCAGUGUGGGAAAUAUGACUCAAAGUUGCAUUUAGAAGCACUUAAAGUCUGGAACCAGACGGACCGCUGAGUGUUUAAUAAACUUUCAGUGUUUGUGUAUUACUGUGUCUGUGUAUCAUAACUCUAAGUCUUUCUCCAUCUGUUUCAGGCUUUCAGGGACACAACUGUGAGAAUAAUGUAGACGACUGUCCAGGUCACAAGUGUAUGAAUGGAGGAAUUUGUGUUGAUGGAGUCAACACCUACAAUUGCCAGUGUCCACCAGAAUGGACAGGUACUGCUCUAUUUAUAUAAGAGUUUUAAUAUUUAAAAAAAAAUCAAAUGCUGUUAAGUUUAUUUGUUCUGAUACCUUAUUUCAAUCACAUCAGGACAAUACUGUGCGGAGGAUGUGAAUGAGUGUCUCAUGCAACCAAAUGCCUGCCACAACGGGGGUACUUGCUUUAACACCAUCGGUGGUCAUACCUGUGUCUGCGUCAAUGGUUGGACUGGAGAUGACUGCAGUGAGAACAUUGACGAUUGUGCCAUAGCUGUGUGCUUUAACGGCGCCACCUGCCAUGACCGUGUAGCAUCUUUUUACUGCGAGUGCCCUGUGGGAAAAACUGGUAAGUGGGUUUUUCCAUAUGAAACCUUGUGCAUCUUCUAGUUCUGGCUGCCAGUUAGAUAGGACUGACAUUAAUGUUCAUCUAUUUUUCUGCACAGGUUUGCUGUGCCACCUCGAUGACGCAUGCGUGAGUAAUCCCUGCAACGAGGGGGCAGUGUGUGACACCAACCCCUUAAACGGACGUGCCAUUUGCACUUGUCCUGCUGGCUUUGUGGGAGGUGCCUGCAACCAGGACAUGGAUGAAUGUUCGAUAGGUGGGUCUGCUUUUCUUUUACAGUGAUCCGUGAUUGAGUCAUAUGAUCUAUUUUAGUUCUGAGUGUGUUUCAUUUAGUGAUCCCAAGUUUCUUCUACACACAGGCGCAAACCCCUGCGAGCAUUUUGGGAAAUGUGUAAACACAGAGGGCUCGUUUCAGUGUCAGUGUGGUCGUGGAUAUGCAGGGCCACGUUGUGAGAUUGACAUCAAUGAAUGCUUGUCAAUGCCGUGCCAGAAUGAUGCCACGUGCCUGGAUCGCAUUGGAGAAUUCACAUGCAUCUGCAUGCCAGGUAUGCAAUCCUGUUUACUUGUAUUUAAGUUUAAGCACUUAAAAAAUAACAUAUUGUGUGUGCGUCUGUUAGCACAGUAAAGCUGGAAUCCAGUAGCAAAGUUAAAUGACUGAGUGUAUGAACUUGACCUUCUAAUCAUUAUCUUCAGUGCUGUCUUACUAACUGCCAGUGCAGACUGUUAUGUAAUAUAUUCUCUAUUGAGGGCACUGUUCCACUCCCAAUGCACUGUCCAACUAGACAGGGGUAUUACUUUGGACCAAGUGAUGGUUUAGACACUCAGUGACAAAAACACAGUGAAACUCUCACGCACAGUCCUACAUGCAUCCUGGGGUUUGGGGAACUAUACAAAUUAGAGCUGGGAGUUUGGUCUAUAGGACUGGAAGUGAGAGAGGGCCAGCAGUUAGGAGGAGGAGUGUGCAGUGAAUACUAAUGAGCAGAAGAGUGGUGGGAAUGGAGCAGAACAAUAGGGCCCCUCUGUGCUCCACUUUGCACCCCUCAUACACACAGAGAGGGAAAGAGGCCUGUUCCCAGAGCCCCCCCCACUUCAUUUCCAGAGACGGACUCUUCCUCUUUACCCUCCUCAUCAUCAGCCAGCCCCAGCAGAGCGCAUGUGGUGCUGCUGAUUAUCUCUGAAUCUGCACUGGUUUCUCCCCAGGGUCAGCACUCUGAUCUAUACUCUGUUUGAAGGAGCCCUACAUAGUUUACGAAAACAAAAUAUAUGACAUGCUACUGGUGAAUGGGACACAGACCCGGGGAGGGGAAUACUCCAUCAACAUUAGGGUGUGGUGAUUUUAGGUCAGUAGAGUGGGAACACUGGGGAUGCUCUUUUAUUCUGUCCUGUGGUUCAGAAGAGACCAGUGUCCCCCGAGAGAAAAAUUUCACACAGUUUCUUGGCUUCUUCACAAAAAGUUUAAAAGUUACACGGACUCCAUGCGAGCCUCGUUAUAUGUAUAUUCAUUUGUAAAAGUGAGUAUUUUUCAGCUGCAUAAUCACGUUUGAACUCCUCUCUUCCAGGCUACAUGGGGACUUAUUGUGAGAUCGAUGUGGACGACUGUGAGAGCAAUCCAUGUGUGAAUGAUGGCAUCUGCCGGGACAUGGUCAAUGGCUUCACGUGCACCUGCCAGCCAGGUGAGUCUUUCUUUGACUGACCCUUUUUAUUCCAUAUAUUUUUAUGUUAACAACUCCAACACAGAGAAAGCAACAGCAUUGUCAGCAAGCAAAGUUUAAAUGUCCCCACAACCAGACAAGGGAGGGCCAGACUUGCUACGUCUGCCAAUAUGUAGAUCCACCACUCAUAUAAAAAGACAGGCCCAAAAAGCGGCCUAUCCUCUACUCUUGCCAGAACAAAGACACUAUUGUGACCCUCACCCCCUCCUCUGUGGAAUGUGGAAGGGACAGCAGUCUCCCUCAUCCUGCCCUGGUGGUGGUGAGCAACAGCAGUCCUGCUAAUGAGAUUCUUUUCCAGGUCCGCAAUUUACAUCUGGGACAGACGUCCCCCCUCCACCCCCCAUCUCGCUAUUGAGUCAGUGGAGCUGCUGCAGGAAGGGGUGGGGGUCUCCCUAAAAGAGAAAACAAUCCCACCGUCUCCUCUCCCCUCUACCCUCCCUUUUUGCAGCCCGAGAACCAACACACAGACUAUCUUGACACUGUUAAUCAACUAAGCAGUGUGCUACCAAUGCACCAAUUCACCCCUGUCUGGGUGCUGUGCCCAUUUAUUUCAAGCCUGCUCAGUUUCUUCAGCUUUUCCAAUUAGAAAACCAAAGUACUGUCAAAUUUAAAUAAUAAUAAAAAUAAUACUAAUGAUAAUAAUAGCAUAAAUAAAAUGAUUAAAAAAAUCAUAAAAAAAUAAUAAUAACAACAACAAUAGUAGGUAUAAUAAUGGCAUAUUAAGUUUAUGAAUGUGUUAUUGAUAAUUAUUUCCAAAUCCGCUUUGAAAGAGGUGAUUAGUUCCUCCUUAAAAAUGUUCUUAGGUCAUUGGCUUUGCUUUGUGUUUUGUCGUGGUCAUCUCGGCAUCGGCUCAAGUGCAUGGACGACAAGCUCUUAACCAGUCAAGAUUCUCUCAAAGUCAACCUCAGCUCCACAUCACCAACCUACCCAAGACCUCUGCCCUUCUUAGAGGAGACAGAACUGCCCUCUGACACGAGUACGGACCCUUCCACUGGACGUCUCUCUGACCCCUAACCUCUAUGUUUGUAUGUCCCAGGGUUUACUGGCACCAUGUGUCAGAUCGACAUAGAUGAGUGCGCCAGCACACACCCUGCCAGAACGGAGCAAAAUGUUAUGACCGCCCCAAUGGGUUCGAGUGCCGCUGUGCUGAAGGUAAGGGCUCCUCUACCUAAUAGCUGUAGGUUGGUAAUUGUUCGAAAGCACAGAGUUUGUAAUAUACCCCAGGCAGAGGGGUAGACGAUUCUUAACCACUUGUGGGUUGUGUCGGUCUUUGUUUAGUGCUGAGUGUUUUGAGGGGUCAGCUUUUUCUCUGAACGUCUGCUGGCCAAGCAGACUGACUUGAGGCCCCUAAUCCCACUCUUUUCCUCAUUGGGUCUCAGGAUCAUGGGGUCACUGAGGACCAGCAGUUACCAAGGAAUGAGUCUUGGUCAUCACCCCGACAUCUGUUCAUCUUUUGAACCCCCCUCAGACAAAACCACCUUAUGCUGCAUCUUAGCUCUCAUUCUUCCACAGUCAGUCAUAUCCAUGAUCAAAAAAAAGACCCAAACCCAGUCAGCUAUUACAAAUCUUAUGUAAAAAAAAAAAAAAAAGUGCGUGUAGUCGUUGGCAGUAUGUACAGAUGGAUAUUUAAGAUGUUUGUGUGAAUGUAUGCCUGUGUAGGAGCCUGCUUCAUUGUUUCAGUAGCCAGCUGCUUGGUAUUCCCUGUGUUUGUGGGCCCCUUCUGUUCAGUGAAGUGGUCCUGUUUGACAUGGUGCAGUCCAUUGUUCCCUCUGCCUCUGAGAACAAAAGCAGGACUGGGGGCCUGCUUUACCCAACUCAGCAUUGCACCACACUCGUCAUUGCACACAAACUUCCCAACACAGAAACUAAGGACACAGAAACCUCAACCAUCAGAUCCCAGAUCCAUUCAAGAUAUUUUUAAACAGAAACUCUGAAAGAAGGAAGUCUUCAAAAGCAAUAAGUGCUCUCAAGAAAGAGAUGAGGAAGAAAUUAAAUAGAUAUAUUAGAUAUAUGUUUGUUCAUGAGAUGACUAUUUGUUCGGGCUUUGAUAUAAAUGUAUGUUUUUCUCUUUAGGGUAUGAAGGGACUCUCUGCGAAAGUAAUAUCAACAACUGCCAACCAGAUCCAUGUCACCAUGGUACUUGUGUAGAUGGCAUUGCCAGUUACACCUGCAACUGUGACGCUGGUUACACAGGCUAUCGCUGUGAGAACCAGCUCAAUGAGUGUCACAGCAACCCCUGUCAGAAUGGAGGAAAGUGUGUGGACUUAGUCAACAAAUACAUCUGCCAGUGCCAACAUGGAACCUCAGGUAAGUGAGGAAAACCCUGGAAACUCUGAUCAGACCUUUUUUAAUUACACAUUUAAAAAUUUAUAGAAAGCAAACAUUUGUAGUGAAUGUCGAUGUGAAACUUUUAGAUUAAUCUCGUUGUACGUUUAUGCUGAAAAUUAAGUAGGUUUCGAGAAUAAUAACAAAAUGUAACAGAAAAAAUACUCUUUUUUUAACACAGGCACAAACUGCGAGAUAAACUUCGACGAUUGUGCCAGUAACCCAUGUGACUACGGCAUAUGCAAAGAUGGCAUUAACCGCUACGACUGUGUUUGCAAACCUGGCUUCACCGGUAAGACCCUCUCAAAAUCAAAUUACAAUUUGGAGUUAAGAAACGAAAAGGCCUCUAACAAAUGGUUUUUUUUUUGUUUUUUUUUUACUGUCCUUCUAGGUCCGAAAUGCAAUGUGGAAAUAGACGAGUGUGCAUCUAGUCCUUGUAGAAAUGGAGGUACAUGUGUGGAUGAAGAGAAUGGAUUCCAUUGCCAGUGUCCAGAGGGUUUUAAGCCACCUUACUGCUACUCUCAGGUGGACGAGUGUGGAAGCAGUCCUUGUGUGCACGGCUCAUGCAGGGAUGAUAUCAAUGGGUAUGAACUGUUACAGCUUCAAUUCAAAGUUGCUCACGUGACUUCAAACUUGGCAUGAUCUCUUUGCUUGUCCCACAGGUUGUGACGUGUAUAUUAGUCUCUGAAUCAUAAACUGGAUUUGUGUUUUCGCAGUUAUCGCUGUGACUGUGAGCCUGGAUGGGUGGGGAAGAAUUGUGACCUUGAUAGAAACGAUUGCCUGCCGAGCCCCUGCCAGAAUGCUGGCACAUGCAUUGACCAGCUCAAUGGCUUCACCUGCAAGUGUCGUCAAGGUUUUAGAGGUGAGAGAGCGCACAACACAAACUAACAUCAGCCCUUUACAUCUAUGCAUGGAAUCAGAGAUAGGAAACUUACAUGUACAUCACAUUCAUGAUUUGUAAUUGUCUCGCAGACAUGGGUGCAAUGUUAUAUCUACAAUAUUCACAGCAUUUUCUUCACCCUGUCCAACUUCUGGUUGACUAUCAUUUACCACCCCCUAGUGGUGUAAAAUAUGUAUAUACAUUCAUUUGAGUCAGACAAGCCUUAAACUUGAGUGAUAAUAUCCUCUCCAUUCCUCCAACAGGUAACCUCUGCCAGGUGAACAUCAACGAGUGUGCAUCAAGCCCCUGUCUGAACAAGGGCACCUGUGUGGACGGUGUGGCAAGUUUCACCUGCAUCUGUGAACUUCCAUACAGUGGGCCCACUUGUGCUGAGGUCCUCACUCCUUGCUCCCCUAAUCCCUGUGCCAAUCAUGCCAUCUGCACACACACACCGGACUACUUGGGCUAUCAAUGUAACUGCCUGCAAGGAUGGCAAGGUAAGAAAAUUUUAUACUUGGGAUCCGAGAAACUGCUUAUCUGUAAAACAAACAUAAAUUAUUUGAAAGCACAAUAUCUUGUAAGCUCAAGUAACAUUUGAUGUAUUUCUCUCACCUAUUUUAGGUCAACUGUGUAACAUAGAUGUGAAUGAAUGCAUCUCAAACCCCUGCAAGAACCGUGGGACGUGCACCAACACACUUGGAGGCUUUGUGUGCUCCUGUAGAGCAGGGUACACUGGGCUGACCUGUGAGACUGAUAUCAAUGACUGUUCGCCAAGUAAGUAGCUGUGUAAACUUAGCGUGCUUAAAUACUGUGUAAAUAAUCUUAUCCUGCCUAAUUCAAUAACCAUCUCCUCUGAAAAUAAGUUAUUUUUGUGUAUUUACUCUACUUGACCAAAGUUGUUCCCUCCCUUUGUGUCAACAGAUCCAUGCCUGAGCGGAGGUUCCUGCACAGAUGGCAUAAACUCCUUCCACUGUAGCUGCCUGGCAGGCUUCACUGGGCCUCGGUGUGCCCUGGAGAUCAAUGAAUGCCAGAGUUCCCCCUGCAAAAAUGGAGGAACAUGCACAGACUAUGUCAACUCUUACACAUGCACAUGUAGACCCGGCUAUACUGGCAUCCACUGUGAAACUAACAUCCCCGACUGCACUGAAAGGUGAGCUUGUGUUAGUGUGUUGAGUCAAUGAGGUAUCUCAUGUUGUACUUUCUGCAUCAGCUCUUAAGUUCAUCCACAUUCAUGUCCACAGUGUGUUAUUUUUCUUUAAAUUUAACUCUGUAAUUUUCUCAUUGCUGCAGUUCUUGCUUCAAUGGAGGGACCUGCACAGAUAAAAUCAAUGGGUACUCAUGUAGCUGUCGCUCAGGCUUCACUGGCUCCCACUGUCAGUAUGAGGUCAAUGAGUGUGACUCUCAGCCCUGCCUCAAUGGAGGCAUCUGUCAAGAUGCGUUGGGGUCUUUCCGUUGCUCAUGUCCAAAGGGGUACACAGGCAAUCGCUGUCAGGUAUACAAAACUCACUACUACACUUAUAAUCUUUUAUUAAAUCUUGACUCUUCAUAGCUUUUAUUAUUUUCAGCUGAUAGAUAAUGACUUUUUUAUAUCUCCCACUUGCCUAUCAGACGCCAGUAGACUGGUGCAGACGUUCAUCUCCAUGUCAAAAUGGGGGACGCUGUCGCCAAAAGGACGCUUCAUUUAUCUGUGACUGUACCAAUGGCUGGUCAGGACGUUACUGUGACAUCCCAAGGGUCUCUUGUGAGACAGCUGCCCGCCAAAGAGGUAUCCGUUUGGUCUUUGGAUUAUGACAUUUGAGAUUUUUUCAAUAUUGUGAAUAAUUUUUAUGAUUUAUUGUGAAUGAAAUUAAACUUUUUGUCUAAUCUGUUGUAACAGGGAUGCAGACAGAUGACCUAUGCCAUCAUGGUGGUCACUGUGUCAACACAGGGAAUGCCCACUUUUGUAAGUGUCCAACCGACUACACAGGAAGCUAUUGUGAAAGCCAAGUGGACCACUGUGAGGACAAACCCUGCCGCAAUGGCGCCACCUGCAGGGGAUACGUUGGUGGUUACCAGUGUGACGUAAGUCCAUGUUUUGUUGAUUUUACUAAGUCAUUGUUUACAUGGUUUAAAAACGUGGAGAGGAUGUAACUAUCAUGUGUUUACCAUUACAGUGUAUGCCAGGCUACACUGGGCAGAACUGCGAGAUAGAGAUCAAUGAGUGCCAGUCUCAUCCUUGCCAAAAUGGAGGUACUUGCAUUGAUCUGGUGGGACAUUACAUCUGCUCCUGCCCCCCUGGCACAUUAGGUAUGCAAGCACUUAUAAAACAGGAAUUAACCUUUACUUUUCACAAAGAGAUUUGACAAUAUGUGACUUGAAGAUGGUAAAUAAAUGUAUAUUUAAUUAUCAACCCCUCCAAAGGUGUCCUCUGUGAGAUCAAUGAAGAUGACUGUGCUCCACCCCUGCGGCUGCGCAGUACUCCUCCUAAGUGCCUGAACAACGGCACCUGUGUGGACAGAGUGGGUGGAUAUCGUUGCAAUUGUCCUCCCGGAUUCACAGGAGAAAGAUGCGAGGGAGACAUAAACGAGUGUCUCUCGAAUCCUUGCAGUCUCUCCAACAGUCUUGACUGCAUCCAGUUGCCAAAUGACUACCAGUGUGUCUGCAAACCUGGCUUCACAGGUUAGAUAACUUUGACUUCUCACUGUGAAUUUUUUUGUGUAAAUACACUCUCUUGAAAUGUUAGAGUCUUACAGUGAUGUGAUUUUUAGGUCGGAGGUGUCAGAGCAGGUACAGUGUGUGCGAGUCUCAACCAUGUCAGAACGAAGGAGCCUGUUCUGUAUCCAGCAGCUCUUCACUCGGAUACAUUUGCACGUGUCAGCUUGUAAGUGCACAUUCACAUUGGAUUUUCAAAAACUUGGUUUUAACUUUUGUGCAUUGCAGUUUCAGCAUAUUGUUGUUUGGAAACUUUAGUAAAUAAUUGGAUACAUGGUGUUUUUUUUUCAGGGGUUUACUGGGCCUAAUUGUGAAAGAAGCAUGUCAUGCCGAGAGCUGCCCUGCUACAACGGAGGCAGCUGUGCACUUACCACAAGAGGGGCACGCUGCACCUGUGUACCUGGUUUUGGUGGGCCUCAGUGUCAGCAUCGUAGUAAUGAAGGCUGCUCCUCCCAGCCUUGCAGGAAUGGAGGGCUAUGCACUGAAGAGACCAGCUUCCCGUUCUUCCACUGCCAGUGCCCCAGUGGUUGGACGGGUAAACGGUGUGAGCAGAGCAGUAGAGCCCUAAGUCCCUCCUGCCCUCUGGCUGACUGUCCUAUGAAAGCCAAUGACAGCGUCUGCGACAGGGAGUGCAACACAUUUGCUUGUAGCUGGGAUGGGGGAGACUGCUCUCUUGCAGUUAACCCUUGGGCUCGUUGUGCAGACCCUCGCUGCUGGCAAGUCUUCAACAACAGCCACUGUGAUGAAUCCUGCAACACUGCUGAAUGUCUCUAUGACAACUUUGACUGCAAAAGCAAGGAAAAAGUUUGCAAGUGAGUCUUCUUUAAAAUAAUCCUUUUUACAUGCUCCUUACCGAGAAACAUAAGACAACUGAAGCUAAUCCAUAUGGUGUUUCAUUUUCAGUCCCAUAUAUGAAACCUACUGUAUCGAUCACUACGCUGAUGGACGAUGUGACCAGGGAUGUAACUCAGAGGAGUGUGGUUGGGAUGGCUUGGACUGCGCAAAGGAUGUUCCAGAAAACCUUGCUGAUGGCUCUUUGGUUUUGGUAGUCCUUCUGCCUCCAGAGGAGCUUCUCCGCACCAGCACAGCUUUCCUGCAAAAGUUGAGUGCUAUCCUACACACGUCGCUACGCUUCCGUCUGGACCGCAAUGGGGAAGCCAUGAUCCGCCCGUAUACCCGCAAAGAAGCACGACUCAAGCGUGAGCUGCAGCCUCAACAGGAGGUCAUCGGGUCAGUGGAGUUUUUGAUAAACAUAAAGGUUGGUGUCUUUCUUGUUGAUAUGAAAUGACACUAAACACUUGCCUUUCUGUUUCUCCUUCAGCUCUGUAGUGUACCUGGAAAUAGACAACCGUCUGUGCUCACAGGGGUAUGAGGACUGUUUCCCUACAGCAGAGACUGCUGCAGACUACCUUGGAGCCCUGUCAGCUGUGGAAAUGCUCCGCUUCCCUUACCCUCUCAAAGAAGCCCGGGGUGAGUAGAGAUCCAUGAAGAGCAUAAAAUGAUCUUGUCAGAGUUGAGUCUCAAAAUAAUCAAUAACUGCUUUGUUUCCUCACCACAGCUGAGAAGAUACCAGUUGAAGUCCCCAUACCUGAAUGGGCCAAGCUGAUGCUGGUGGGGAUAGUCUCUCUUUUCGUGUUGAUCAUCCUCGUCAUAGGCAUGUUGAUCGCUCGCAGAAAGAGAGAACAUAGCACUCUUUGGUUCCCCGAGGGCUUUUUCCUUAAAAAGGAGCCCAGCAGCAACAAGAACCGCAGAGAACCUGUGGGUCAGGAUGCUCUGGGAAUGAAGUAAGUUAAGAAUGUGUACCCCGAUUGAAGUUUUAAACUGUAUUCAAACUGCUAGCAUUGUUUAACGUAACCAUUCUUGAUAGGCACAUGACAAAAACUGUGGAGGAAUCUCUUCUUGGAGACCACAGUGACCAGUGGAUGGACUCAGACUGCCCGGAGGCUAAAAGGCUAAAGGUCAGUAGCAUACUUCCAUACAUUCACAAAACCUUUCAGAUACUUUCAAUAGUUUUGUUAUCAGGAUUUAAAGCAGAGGAUAAAAACUGACUUCUUUGGCUCUGUGAGUUUAGGUUGAGGAGCCAAGUAUGCUCUCAGACAGUGAAGAUGCGGUGGACAGCAGGCAGUGGACACAGCAUCACCUCGCAGCUGCAGAUAUCCGAGUGCCGCCCACCAUGGCCCUCACACCACCUCAAGGAGAGUUUGAGAGUGACUGCAUGGAUGUUAAUGUCCGAGGCCCAGGUAGGAUGGAGUUACAAUCUAAACUUUGUGAACUGCACGUCUGUAGUUGUUGAAUAUUUUCUUUUGCUGUUGAUCAGAUGUAAACUCUGCUUUUUUUCAUCUCCCAAUAGACGGUUUUACACCCCUGAUGCUGGCAUCGUUCUGCGGAGGCGGCUUGGAGCCUGAAAUAACAGAGGAAGAGGAAAACGAAGAGUGUUCUGCCAACAUUAUCUCUGACCUCAUCUACCAGGGCGCAUCCCUUGCUGCCCAAACAGACCGCACUGGUGAGACAGCGCUUCACUUGGCCGCCCGCUAUGCCCGUGCUGAUGCUGCUAAAAGGCUGCUGGACGCUGGGGCAGAUGCCAACGCCCAGGACAACACAGGCAGAACACCCCUGCAUGCUGCAGUGGCUGCUGAUGCACAGGGUGUCUUCCAGGUAAAGAAAUAUCAACAUGUACCGUUUCUAUCCAUAUAAGUGAAAGUGUUUCUGACUUUUUCUAGGUUUUAGCAUGUAUUUCAUUAAUCAAGUUGUAAAACCAUUCUUUGCAAACCCCUAGAUUCUGAUCCGAAACCGGGCUACAGAUCUUGACUCUCGUAUGUAUGAUGGCUCCACUGCACUGAUCCUGGCUGCUAGGCUGGCAGUUGAAGGCAUGGUAGAGGAACUCAUCACUUGUCAUGCUGAUGUCAAUGCCGUUGACGAAUUGGGUAAGUGUGUGUACUUUUUACAGAAUUGAUUUUUCGGAUGUGGGUAUUUGGAUCUUGUGAUAAUGAUUAAACCUUUAAUGCGCGAUCUAAUUGUUGGUUGUCACUUUUAGGUAAAUCUGCUUUGCACUGGGCUGCUGCUGUAAACAAUGUGGAUGCCACUGUUGCCCUGCUUAAGAAUGGUGCAAACAAAGAUAUGCAAGAUCUUAAGGUAUGACAUUCACUUUAUACACUUCACACUCAUAAUUUUGCGUCCAUACAGAUAGAAAUGAGUUGUGUUGUUUGGUCCCUAAUGCAGCCUCUGUUUGUCCUUUGCUCUGUUGUGCAGGAGGAGACUCCUCUGUUCCUUGCAGCGCGUGAAGGCAGCUGUGAGGCUGUCAGGGUGCUCCUGGCUCACUUUGCAAACAGAGAGAUCACAGACCAUAUGGACAGGUUGCCAAGGGAUAUUGCUCAGGAGCGUAUGCACCACGACAUUGUGCAGCUUCUUGAUGAGUACAACACAGUAAGGAGUCCCCAGGGCCAUGGAGGGGCUGGACACCACCUAACUGGAGGACACACUUUGUCUCCCCUCAUGUGCCCUCCCAGCACCUUUCUACCUAGUUUGAAGAACACCCCACAAGGCAAGAAAAACCGCCGACCUGGGGCCAAGGGUUCCAGCCUGGGAGGCCAGCAUGCUGCCAGUCUGAAGGAGUCUGUCAAGGCCCGCAACAAGAAACUGACCUUAGACAUGCAGAGCGCCUUACUGGAGAGCUCAGUUACGCUGUCUCCAGUUGACUCACUGGACUCACCCCAUGGGGGAGCAAGCAAUGCGGGCUACAUCACCAACCCAACUUCCCCUGUAGCAAUGCCAUCACCAGGGCUCUUCCACACCUCCAUGUCAGUCCCAAACACCCCAAUGGUACACAGUAGCAUGCUGGAGGGAAGUGGCCCCUUUGCUGUGUCUCUAGCACAACUCAAUGACCUUGGAGCUGGUGGGAUGUCCAUGCAGGGUCGUGUCUCCAUGGCUUCAGAUGUCAGCCAUGGCUAUGUGCUGAGUCCAGGCCAGAUGGGGCUUAACAUGGGCAUGGUUAGUCCUGUCAGUGUGCCCUUUGACUGGCACAACCGAAUGCCUGCCUCCCAGUGUGGUCAACAAGUCGUGAGUCUUGUGCAGAGUAGCCAGGCAGGCAUGCAUCCACAGAACCCCACCAUGCAGCAGAAUAUGUUGAUGCACCAGCAGCAGAUCUUCCGUAAUCCCAUGCUACAGCCAACUCCUGUUACCUCCACACCUACGGUCAGUCCUGUAAAACUGCCCUCUAUCGCAGAGCACCAGAAACAGCAACAACAACAACAGCAGCUUCUCAAUCACUCCAUGACCAACCAGCAGAGCAUGGCUCGCAUGGGCACCUCCACGCCACCAACGCCCCAGACCUCCCAGCCACCACCACCGUUCUUCCAGCAGCAACAAAUGCCUCAGCAACCUUCUCAGCCCCAGCCUCCCACACAGCCACCACAGGCAGCAACGCCAGCAGCCCCGCCUACUCAGGCACUGCCCCCCCAGCCUGGUAGCAGCACUACAGGAACAGAGGAUUACCCCACCCCUCCAUCCCAGCACAGCUACUCAUCCGCACUGGAUGCUACACCUAAGCAUUAUCUUCAUCUGCCCAGUGAGCACCCCUACUUGACCCCAUCCCCGGAGUCUCCUGAGCCAUGGUCCAGCCCUUCCCCUCACUGUGUCUCUGAUUGGUCAGAUUCCACGCCCAGCCCAGCAGUUGCUGGUCCUGCCCAGACCCAAAUUACUCAAAUCCCAGAGGCCAAUGGCAAGACGCAGGUGUUUGCAUGA